AACAUUUUUCUAACCUGCGGUUUCAUACGCAAAUUAUUGUAUCCGUUUGGUCAAUCUACGCCUUAUUUUUCUGUUCGCAUUUUUGUCUCCAUCAGCGACGACCUCUUCUCUUACCAAUCUUCUUGGAUCUACUAAAAGCGCUUCACCCACCAAAACACCUACCUUCAUCCUGCUUUCAUUGAUCUUCUUACGUUGUUUCUCAUUCUUCUGUUCAAUCUGCUACCAUGGCAUCUACCUCUAUCACUGGUGGUCCACCAGAGAGGGAAUCUCCAAAAAUUUCUCCAAGGCGUUCAUCCUGCUUUGGCCGGGUUUCUUUCUUUAAUAUUCCAUGUUGCUCUGCUCAAUCCAAGUCAAGGUCAGCUACUUCUACCAUACCAGAUAAUGAAGCACCCGCUUCUUUGGCUGUUGGUCGAUUGGAGAGGGAACCUGAUUCUAGCAGUAAGGCUGCUUUUGACGGAAUUGCACCAUCUGCAUCGACUUCUGCCUCGCAACGCACAAAAAAACCGUGCUACGAUGUAUUCAUCAAUCAUCGUGGACCAGACGUCAAAUACACCUUAGCUAGCACUCUGUAUACUAUCCUUACUGGUAUGUCACUCUCUGUUUUUCUGGAUUCACAAGAAUUGGAAUAUGGUGAUUUCUUGCCCCGAACAAUAGAAGCAGCAAUGGCCAGCGCUUCGCUUCAUAUUGCUAUUUUUUCAAAGACCUAUGCAGAAUCACGUUGGUGUUUAGCAGAGCUCUCAUUUAUGCUUAAAUCUGCGGCCAAAAUUAUUCCUAUUUUCUACCAUGUAGAUCCUAGUGAUCUCAGAUGCGUACAUCAAGGGAAAGGGAUGUAUGUUGAGGCAUUUAAAAAGCAUGAGCGGAAUGGUAAAUGCAGCCCAGAACAACUUCAGGAGUGGAAAACCGCACUCCACAACGUCUCAUUUUACGCUGGCCAAAUCGUUAAUACUAAAGAGGAUGAGAUGAAGCUGCUGAAGAAUAUUGUGAGUUGUGUUUUGAAAGAAAUAAAUAAUAAUCGGCCAUUAGUUGUUGCGAAACAUCCAAUUGGUCUGAAAGAAAUAGCGGAAGACUUUAAGGUAAAUGCACUCAGUUCUGCCCAUGCUAAUCAGGGUGUACAAAUCGUAGGAAUUUGGGGAUGGGUGGUUCUGGCAAGACCACCCUUGCAAAAGAGUUGUACAAUGAAAUAUCUUUUUCGAUGGAUAAGUCAAGUUUUGUGUUCGAUGUUCGAGAUGCUGCAACCAAAGGUCUUUUGCAUGAGAAACAGAAAAAACUUCUCAAUGACCUAGGCGUCCAAGGUUUAGCAUUUGACAAUAUUGAGGAUGGUGUGAGAAAUCUUUCAAGAGGGUUGAGAUCUGUUAGAGUAUUGAUUGUUCUUGAUGAUGUGGAUAAUAUGGAACAAUUCGAUGCUUUGUUGCCCACAAAAGACAACCUUCAGAAAGGUAGUCUCAUCAUUGUCACCACACGGGUAUGUGAUACUCUUAAAUCUUGGGGCAUUUCUUCUAUAUAUAAAAUGAGACAAUUAGAUCCAUUGUAUGCAAAGCAACUUUUUUGUUGGCAUGCUUUCUUAAAACCCAAUCCACUUGAUGGAUUCAAGGAACUUGUUGAACAGUUCUUAGAGGUAUGUAAUGGACUACCAUUGUCUCUUAAGGUAUUUGGAGCACAGCUCUAUGGUGAGUCCCGCAAAGAAUAUUGGAAGUCACAGCUGCAUAAGAUCUCCAAAAUAUUGCCUAAUGAUAUCAAGCAAAGGCUCAAAAUAAGUUAUGACUGCCUUGAUAAUGAAGAAAAAGAGAUGUUCCUCGAUACUGCAUGUUUCUUCAUUGGACAAGAAAAAAGCUUGACAAUUGAAAUAUGGAAUGGAAUGGGGUGGAGUGCUCUUCAAAGUUGGGAAAGGCUCUUGCAUAGGUGUUUGGUUGAGCUUGACAAUAAAAACUGCAUAAGAAUGCAUGAUCACAUAAGGGAUUUGGGAAGAGACAUUGCAAGUAAACACUCACCUUACCGGCUUUGGUUUCCUCAACAAAUGAUUGAUGUUCAAAAACAAAUUAAGAAAAGAAUUGGUAUUCAAGGAAUAGUCGCGACCUUAAGUCAAAUACAUUUGGAUGAUUAUUAUCAGGUACCAGUAGUAACCGAUAAAACUGAUGAGGUUGAUGGGUUUCGUGUUUGUUGCUUGGACGGGAAACUCAUGGUUAACACAAAUGGAGGAAUUUGGUCGCUCACACCCUCUUUAGUUGGACUAAAAUACUUAGUGGCCAGUGGAGAUAAUUUUAAUCAAGUAAUGAGUGAUAUAUCAAGAGAGAUGAUCUGGCUUCGCUGGUUCCAAAUUGGCCAGCGAAAUCUUCCUUCGAAGCUUCCACUGAGAAAUUUGAGGGUUUUAGAACUUAGUGAAAGAUCGGAUGCAGAACAUCAUCACUUAGAAGAGCUAUGGGGGGAGACUGACGGCAAGGGUCCUUUGCAGUUAAGGCAAUUGCUUAUUUCUCAUUGUCACAACUUUCAAGGUUUUCCAAAUUCAAUAGGAUUUCUUAUUCAUUUGAAAAAGAUUGUAAUCAUUGAGAGCCACAAUUUAACGAGUCUGCCAGAUGAAUUUUGCCAUCUUCAAUCACUGGAGCGCUUGGUAUUAUUCCUGUGUAAAAGGCUGUCAUCACUACCGAGCAAUUUCGGCAAUUUGAGCAAUCUGUGGCAUCUAAAUUUGUGGAACUGCAUGGAGUUGAGGGGGUUGCCUGUUACUUUUAAAAAUCUAAAGCUACUAAAAUAUCUCAAUUUAGGGCGGUGUAGUCAGCUCACAUUCACAACAGAGGACUUAAACUUUCUGGAAAACGUAACGAAGCUCGAGUUUUUGAACCUUUCUCAGUGCAAAAAAUUGGAAGAGUUGCCUCGUCAAGUCACUAAUCAGGCGUCCUUGAGAGAGCUCUAUUUCAGCGGUACGAGUUUAAGGGAGCUACCAGAUGACAUAGGUCAACUCAAGAGGCUGACAGGGAUGACGAUACAUCAUUUGUCGCUGACAAGUUUACCGACCUCUCUUGGAGAUUUGUCUUCCUUGACUUAUCUUGUAAUCAGAGAUUGUCCUAGGCUAGAAUGUCUAGGAGUGAAAUGUCUACCAGAAUCAAUUAGGCAACUGAAGAACCUUCAAGAGCUGAGAUUGUACGAUUGUCCAAUCAGCGAAUUAGAUUUUGGGGCAGCAUCAUUACCUCGUUAUGGAUUGAGCAAGCUGAAGCAGAUAGCUCUAAAAGAGACAGAAGUAUGCAGAAUUUCAUUUUCUGAAGACUGUUGUCCCCACUUGGAGAGUCUCCGUCUUUUCAACAAUCAUCAUUUAAAGGAGAUCGAAGAACUGCCAAGGACCCUGAAGUCAAUAUGUUUGGAAAACUCUGAAAUGCUGAAGAACAUUCCGAGUUUUGCAGGAUUUACUUCUCUCAGAAAAUUUCAUCUAAGAGGUUGCUACGGAAUUGAGAAAAUUGAAGGUUUGGAAAAUUGCACAAGACUGGAAAAAUUGACUGUUGAGACCUGCUGGGAGGUACCGGGAAUCGAAAGCUUGGAACACAUGCAGAAUUUGAAGAAGCUGAAACUCAGAGCAAACAACGGAUCAGUUAUUGAACGCUGUAUUCAUAGGAUACGGAAAUGUGCAGAUGAAGAAAUAAUAAUAUGUGCACGGGCAGUCCCUGAUGCAGCCUCACUUGUACACUCCUCACUCUCUCCGAAUCUCAUCAUCGUUGACUCCAUCUCCAACCAGAAUAUUAAGUCCAGGCCAAAAUUGUUGCUGAAGAGUCCCACCAAUGAUGAUGCCAUCAUGUUCUGUUGUGUUAUAAAUUGUGUUUCUUCACAAAUGACACUACGGAGUAAACGGAAAGAAUAUUCAGUAGAGGUUGGUAAGGGUAGAUGGGCAUUGGUAGGUGUUGUCACACAACGUUGCAUUGGAAUAGAAGAAGAAGACUGCGGACAAGUCGAGUUCUCAAUAAGAGGACACGAGUACGUAGAAUACUGGGGAGAAGUGGAGAAAGGUUUGGUUGUGAGAGGAGCAGAGCAAGCAGCAGUGGAGGCAUUCCGCAGUUUAUUGCCGCUUUUGUUGCAAAGUUAAUAGAGUUACUUAACAAAAGCAAAUUGGCAACCAUUCAUUGUUUUAUGUAAACUAAAGAAUUCAUAAUAUUUGUUAAAGUUAAUAUUUA
Molecule: messenger RNA, 4151 nt
Organism: Cryptomeria japonica (Japanese cedar)
Lineage: Eukaryota; Viridiplantae; Streptophyta; Pinopsida; Cupressales; Cupressaceae
Product: disease resistance protein RPV1
Exons: 6
Coding region: 1133-4063 (976 amino acids)
Biological process (GO): defense response to fungus
Molecular function (GO): ADP binding
Source: RefSeq, a predicted model, not a curated record